Messenger RNA from Leguminivora glycinivorella, 1598 nucleotides. RefSeq names its product cytosolic Fe-S cluster assembly factor NUBP2 homolog (gene Nubp2). Bases 70 to 852 code for a protein of 260 amino acids. Gene Ontology annotation, molecular function: 4 iron, 4 sulfur cluster binding; ATP-dependent FeS chaperone activity; ATP binding. Gene Ontology annotation, cellular component: cytosol. Gene Ontology annotation, biological process: iron-sulfur cluster assembly. NCBI's taxonomy places the organism in Eukaryota, Metazoa, Arthropoda, Insecta, Lepidoptera, Tortricidae. The transcript is spliced from 4 exons. The record is from RefSeq and is a predicted model, not a curated record.
UCUCAUUGUCGUGUUGUUAUCGCUUGAUUCCAACAUACAAUUAUUUAUAUUUAUUUUCCACUUUUCACAAUGUUAGACGACGUGAAACGUGUCAUACUGGUAUUGUCGGGAAAAGGCGGUGUGGGAAAAUCUACUGUGAGCACUCAGCUGGCUUUAACAUUGAAGGAAAGAGGUUAUAAGGUUGGACUUCUAGACGUCGACUUAUGCGGUCCCAGUGUGCCUUAUUUACUGAAUCUUGAGAACCAGAGCGUCCACCAAGGGCCUCAGGGAUGGGUGCCCGUGUACACAGACACAGAACAGAGGCUCGGGGUCAUGUCCAUAGGCUUCCUGUUAAGUUCUCGCAAUGAUGCGGUAGUAUGGAGAGGGCCAAAGAAGACCUCCAUGAUUAAGCAGUUUUUGGAGGAUGUGCAGUGGCAGGAGCUUGAUUAUCUUGUUAUAGAUACUCCACCUGGCACGUCAGAUGAGCACAUAACAGUGAUGGAGAACUUGCGGCAAGUGCCCCAGUGUUCCGCCAUAUUGGUGACCACUCCGCAGCAAGUCGCCAUUGAGGAUGUCAGGAAGGAAAUCACUUUCUGCAGAAAGACUGGUAUUCCCAUUACGGGAAUCAUUGAGAAUAUGAGUGGCUAUGAAUGCCCAAACUGCAGCGAAUGCACAAACAUCUUCUCCAGCGGGGGUGGGAAGUCCCUAGCCGAGUAUGCCAAGAUCCCUUUCCUCGGCAGUGUACCGAUUGACCCACGAGUGGGCAAGCUGGCCGGGCAGGGGCUGGCCGCAGUCACAGAGCUCCCAGACUCUACUACUAGCAAAGUGUUUGAUGAGUUGGUGAGGACGCUAGCACAGAAUGAUAGGGCAUAGAAAAUGGUUUAUGUGAAAUAAUAAACUAGGUAUAAAUAUUAUUUGGAAAUCUUACACAAUAGGCUAGUUUCCUAUACUCAAAAUAUUUUCUGCAGUGCACGACAUAAAGCGCCAUAUAAUUAGAAGACAAAUAUGGACAGAAGUUAUGUUUUCAUAAUUUCUAUUUAAUAAGUCAAAGAGAAAGAUAUAAAGUUAAUUAAUUGACUGUGACGUCACUCAGUAUUUUUAUAGUAAUUCUAUAUUAGCAAAUUGUUUAGACAAAAAGAAGCUGAUUUGACUAGUAGGAAACUAGCCUAUUGAACCUCAGAUAGUAAACUCAAUAAGGCUUGUAUUGUAUUAUACAUAAACCUUAGAGUAAAAGUUGUAAAGCAUAGAUAACCAUAGACUCAAAGCAAAACUUUCGAGACCAUUCCUUAGGUUUUUUAGAUAUUGUAAUGUAAAUAAAACCAACUUCGAAAACACAAUGACAUUUAUUACGCAACUACAAACAUAAUAUGUAAAUUUGAAAGACAUUGAAUUGUAUAUAAACAUUAUAAAAUACAUAUUUUUUUCUAACAUCAAUAUUUUAUUAAUUUAUUAUAUAAAAGAUGUAUAUAAAAAUGUACACAUGAAGACACUUAGAUAUACCUAAACCUUGACUUGUUAAGAUGAGGUUUACUUUGGCAUGUGUCUUCAUUGGUUCACAUUUACCCUGAUAUUGUAUGAUUUGGCUUGUUAUCGUUACAAAUAAAUUGACUAAAGAUCAA